GAUCGCUUACCUUCCGACUCUGCGUUGCUUCUUGACGUUUGUGGGCGUGAUGAAGGGAGCUGAAUGAAAAAAACCCUGUCGUCGAACUUCUGUUUUCUGUCGGACAAACCGAGACCUCAGUUCUCAUCCAAAUCGAAAGGCCUUUCCUGUUUCGUUUUGUGACAAUCGACAUGUACACCGGCAGCUCAAGUGAUCAUGAACGUCAAUCGAUCCGACCAAGUUUGGCCGACCUCGCCAGUGACGAUUUCUUCGAGAAACUUCAAGUCGAAGCCAACCAGCUUAGAAAUACUCAAACCUUCACAGCGAAUAACAGUAAUCCGAAUGCCUUACCUCCUCUUGGAUCCAUCCGGGCGAAAGCUGAACCUCCCAGUGCUUCGACGCCCAAAAAGUCGCGCUUUGCUCAGCAACGAGAAGCUAAGCUACAUUCAAGCCAAUCCUCGGACAGCAAUUUGCCCGUCCCAACUGGCCGGUUCAACUUCGACCUCGGCUUGGAAGACAAUGAUAGCCGAGAUCGCUCGCAAGCCAAUGAGACCGACUCUAAAAGCCCGCCCCCUCUGAUGGCAGAAAUCGUGGAACGCUCUUCAAGCACAUCAAACCCACCAAACAAUUGUUUCGAUCCGAAUUUCCGACCAGAUGCUGUUUCGGCUGUGAAGCCUCCAACAUUCAACACUCCGCAAGCUUCGGUUCCACCCUGGGAGCUUAGACGAUUAGCUAGUCGUCACUCUUCUCAAAACUCUCAACGGACAUCCAUCGAAAAACCUGAUUUCCCAAUGACGCAGAACCAACAUAGCAGUGACGUUCUUCCUGGAGGGUCAGCGAAGGAGCCGUUUAAUGAGACGGAGAAGCGUCAAAUCUCGUCGGAAAAUGAAGCCUUGCUCUCGCAAAUGAGUCCCGAUGAAAUUCUCCGGGAGCAAGCGGCCAUCAAGGCCCAGUUGAUGCAAUCUAAUCCGGAUUUAUUGGCCAAACUCCUUACGAAGUUUAAGAAACAAACGCCAAGCCAUCAAGUUCCGACAGAUAUCCUCACUCCCCCCGCUCCAGAUAUCCCUACUCCCCUCGCCCCGACUCCCAAGGAACAGAAACAUGUGCGCUAUGCUCAAGAUGAUGUGAUACCAAUCGACUCCCCAUCCCCUCAAAAGGAGAAAGGCUCUUGCAUGCCCAACCAACAUAUUAAGCCCAAUUCUGAUGGCUCAAAUGACUGUUCUCAGUCUAUACCACUGAGGUUUGACUGGAAUGGCGUGCGAGUAAUCGAUCACGAGGAUCCUCAUCAAGUCGACCGUUCGUCCGAAGAAAACUUACACGUUCAUCACACUAGUACUUACACCGUCAGACAGUUGCUCCGACUCAUCCUCUCUUCUGUGCCCUCUCAAAGGAUCAUGGGUUUCAAGAUCGUCACCCAAAUCGUCGUCCGGUACUUCGAGACAUCGGGACAUGGCCUUGAUGAUAUCCAGCUGGCCCUUCUAACUGAAGAGCUCAACGGCGCAAGCUUGGAAAUAAUGACGAUCGCCGCGCAAGCUACUCGUGAGCGGAAUUUGGGAAUUGCAACAAGUGCACUGACCUUAUUAGGCUCAAUUCUUUCAAAGGCAUCCGCGGCUCAAAGCAGCAGCUCAAAGCACAAAUGCAUCGUUCAGCCUGCUUGGAUCGAGGAAUUAAUAACCCAAACCACCAUCUUGGCCGACUUUCAUUCCCACCUCCAGUACCAAGAAUUGCCAAGGCUAUCGUUGACUGCCAUCGUUCAGAUUCUUCGUGACCUGAUCAUAUUAGGAGAUUCAGCUAAGGUUUCAGAGGAAAUUGUUAAGAGGCCUUCUUUUCUAGAGCUCCUCAUUCAAGUCCUCAUCGCUGUUCCAUGGCCCCUGAACAGCAAAUCAAAGCUCGAGGUGCCUGAUCUAUCUGCUUUUGAGCUCCUUCUUGAGCUAUCAAAGAGUUCGCGAACUUGCAGUCGGUCAAUACUCGAUCGAGGCCUGUUGACACCAAUGCUAAGGUUCAUUGCACUACCAUAUUGGAGCCUAGUGGGAACAUCUGAGAGUGCUACCGAAGGACUAAUCCCGGCACCAAACGACCAUGUCAUGGGAGUACUUAUCCGUUCCAUGUGCUAUCAAUUUGAUUUGAUCUCAGUUUUUGCUGGUUAUGGGUUGGGUGCUAACCUCAGGACGACUCUCGAUCCACUACUGAGAACUACUACAAUCGGAUUACACAACAUCCUCAAAGACGCAGUCUCGGGCUCUUCUUCCGUUCCUCCAUGCCGAGCCGCCCAGGAAUUCACACUCAUCUCAGCUUUCCUGAAGCUGCUCCAAAGCUGGAUCCAGUGUGCCGACGAUUCUCACAUCUGUGAUCCACCCCAUAGCAUCACAUGGAGUCAGGUUACAGAGUGGGAAUCAAGCAUCCUUGACUUUUUGAGGCUCUCUUCAAUAUCCAAUUCACGUUCUCCCGGCUCAAACAAAGUUCUUGCCUCCGCAUGCGACUCACUCUCAACCUACAUCGGAAGAUCGUUCACCAAAAAAUUGAGGAUCAGUGCUUGUCUUGUUAGUCUGGAUUUUGUGAUGCCUCAGCUCGAAUCCAUCUUUCAGACAAUCGCACAUAACGUAGUCAAUUCGUCUUACGAAGAUUAUCGAUCUCAAUCGGAAUCCUUCCAAUAUCAGCUGCUCAUAAGCUUCGCGAGACUGAAAACUUGCCUUUCUCGAAGUAAAUCCGAAGAACAUCCCUCCCUUCCUGCUACGCAUUUCCAGCAUGAUUUUCCCGACAAGACAUUUGCUCUAACGUGUCGAUUGGCCUUUGAUUAUGAAGAAUUGUCUUUGCUUCCAUGGGCGCUAUCGGUCUUUCACCCGAACGGUGAUAGCACAUCGGAUUUGCACAGAAUCUUGAUGGCCGGUCUGCUAGUGCGGAAUUCAGAUGGGAUAAUUGUUAGCGAUCUUUUGGCAGAAACCUUCAAGCGGUGCCAAUCAAGGGUCAACGCUGAAUGUCAAAAUUCCAUCAAGCCGUCGACACCAGUCAUCGACUUAUCCCGACUUUUGCCAAUAUUCAAUGAUUAUGUCGAUCAGUCCGCCCCGUCCACUCAAAUCUCAGAUCCCUCGCCCCAUCAGCUCCAAAAUCAAAUGAGUCAGAAUGACAAGUCCGCAUUCUUGCUAUCUUCAACAUGGCCUCUACUGGCGAUCGCUUUUCUGAAACCAGGACACUUAGCCUCAACCACCAUCACUUCCAAAAUCAAAUCCAGCGAGGUUGUCAGAGCAAGCUUCGCUAUGACUGUUGUCGUACAAUCCCUUCUGUGCGACAUGCAAAGCCGAUUUGAAAGUCUUUCGAAUAUCUUUCAGGCCUUACUACUCGACAAACUCUCGACAUGGAAGAAUGUGAUCACAGCCAUCAUCGCCACGACCUCUCAAACAUACUGUCUUGAUCAUCAGUCUACCGAGGAAUCAUUGGAAUCAGUUUUUGAAGAUGAAGCUUCUGCUCAGCUAAUCAUCCGUCUCAUGAAUAUUUCCCAUCAACAUCCUUCUCGUCGUUCCCAGUCAAAGGCUACCAAACCAAUGAGUCGAUCUGAAGUACUCAAAUUUCAAGAGUCAGAAGAUGGAGAGUUGUACAUGCUUUUCACCAACAUCCUGGCGGCCUUUGAUUGGGGAUCGUUUGGCAACCAUUCAUUCAUGCGGAUCUUGGUCCCCUUUCUUUCGAUGAAAAGAGGCCGAGAAUUCCGAGGGAAAUUGUUCAGUGACCAUGGGGAUAUCUUGAAAAAUAUGAGGAUCAGUUUGGGUGAUGUCUUUGGUGUAGAUGAUGAGGUUUGUGGGGAGAGAGUCGAAGUUGAUUAUCAGCAGCUUAAGGAAUACCUUUACCCUGUGGAAGAGAAUGCCCAAAUGCUUCAUCUGUUUGCCGAAUUCCUCAGCAAGCAUUCGACUCUUAUCAAUCCUAAAGACCAUCCGUUCUUGUUCCUCUACUUGAUCCACCAUCUGUCUAGUCAAAUUUGGAAUGUCAAUCUUGAGCCCCGACUGCGAAUGGACCUAUUGAAAGUGAUCCUAAGUAAGGCUCAAGACGAGCGGAUCUGUCGCGCCCUUUUACGUUACGAUCAACCAGCCCCUUCCAAUGAUCGCUCGGGAGCGACAUCUCCCUGGACUCUCCGGUUGACUAUCUUCGACCAAGAAUCAGAUGGGGAUCAUCUCGAAAAUCGCUGUAAACUUCUCUCGCUUCGAAAACUCUUCUCUUCUCUUCCUGGCGAUCAUAAUGCUUCUAUCGAUCGUCUCAGGAAAUUUGGCUGGGAUCUGCUCGAAACUCAGCCCUAA
Puccinia graminis f. sp. tritici CRL 75-36-700-3 is the source of this 4262-nucleotide messenger RNA. RefSeq lists its product as uncharacterized. The transcript has 2 exons. Gene Ontology annotation, biological process: transcription by RNA polymerase II. Bases 171 to 4262 code for a protein of 1363 amino acids. Gene Ontology annotation, cellular component: nucleus. The record is from RefSeq and is a predicted model, not a curated record. NCBI's taxonomy places the organism in Eukaryota, Fungi, Basidiomycota, Pucciniomycetes, Pucciniales, Pucciniaceae.